Aspergillus saccharolyticus JOP 1030-1 is the source of this 429-nucleotide messenger RNA. RefSeq lists its product as uncharacterized. The transcript is spliced from 2 exons. Lineage: Eukaryota; Fungi; Ascomycota; Eurotiomycetes; Eurotiales; Aspergillaceae. The record is from RefSeq and is a predicted model, not a curated record. The annotation marks the transcript as partial.
UUGACCGCUAGAUUUGCUAUCAGAUCUCUUGACCAUCUGGUGCUGAGCGUGCGGUCGAUUCCUACUACGGUGACUUUCUACACCUCUCAUCUCGGAAUGCGACACGAGGUCUUCACUUCUCCGAGCAGUCCCAACAUUCAACGUCACUCUCUGAUGUUUGGAUUGCAGAAGAUUAAUCUCCACGAGAUUGGGAAGGAGUUCGAGCCCAAGGCCCAGAAUGUGAUGCCAGGCAGUGCAGAUCUCUGCUUCUUGACCGGAAUGAGGGUCACCGAGGUGAAGAAAGCCCUUGAAGAGGAGCGCAUCGAGCUGCUGGAGGGUGGUGAAAUUGUGCCGCGCACCGGGACUCGGGGUAAGAUCCACAGCGUCUACUGCCGCGAUCCUGAUGGCAAUCUGCGUAAGUCGUUGUUGAACAACAAAAGACCUGCCUAG